AUGGCGUUUUCUGUUAUCGCGCCAGUCUGGCGAUUGAGGAUGUUGUUAUCGUUGCUUGUGAUUGCGUUCGUGACGGGGCUGGUAGCUGGUACUUCACACCCACAAGAUGCACAAGGAGAUGCGCAAACAAAGUACAAAUUUGACGUACAUGACGGAUCCCAGUCGCCUCUGCGAGCAUCGCCUGAAGACUCCCCAUCAAUACCACAGGGAAAUACACCAGCCAGCCAUUCCCUCACAGAACUCAACAUCCUCCAAGACCUGUACUCUGCCCUCUCAACAAUGCAAGACCACUACUUUGCCAUCUGGCUCGGCAAGUACACCACAGCGAUCGACUGGACCGGAGCUGUAACCUCAACCUAUGUCUCGGCCACGCUCUCCACGCUCUCUUCCACUCUGCCCAGCACUUUCUCCCGGACCCGCAAACACGACAAGGAAGACAUUGUGCUCGAAAACGAGAUAAACAAGUACUUCUCCCAAAUCAUAGCCUACUACUUCGGCGAAGACCACUUCGCAAUCCGCAUGCAAGCCUACGACGACAUGCUCUGGGUCGUGUUAGGCUGGCUCGAAGCAAGCACAUUCAUCGAAACGCAUUCUUCAUCCCAUCACUCUGCCUCAACCUACGACUCAGAAAAACCCUGGCACGCCCACCAAUUCAUCCCAGCCUUCGCCCACCGCGCACGCAUCUUCUACGAACUCGCCGAAAAAGGCUGGGACUGGCGCCUCUGCGGCGGAGGCAUGACAUGGAACCCCUCCCUGCUUCCCUACAAAAACGCAAUCACAAACCAACUCUUCAUCUCCGCCAGCAUAAACAUGUACCUGCACUUCCCCGGCGACGAAAACUGUUCACCGUUUUUCUCCCAAUCUACUGCCUCCAACAACCACAGCAGCAGUACCGUUUCCUCGCAAGACAACGACAACGAUGAAGACGGCUGCUUCGACACCCCCCACACCCGCCCCCGCUACUCCCCCAUCUACCUCGCCAACGCCCUAAACGGCUAUACCUGGCUCCAGCAAAGCGGCAUGCAAAACACCCAAGGCCUCUACACCGACGGCUUCCACAUCGCGGGAUACCGCACCAACCACAGCAAAACCGCCUGCGACGACCGCAACGAAAUGGUGUAUACCUAUAACCAAGGCGUCGUGCUCUCGGGGCUACGCGGGCUAUGGGAAGCAACGGGGGAAACACGGUAUUUGGAAGAUGGACACGAACUUGUCAGGAAUGUUGUUAGGGCUACAGGGUGGGAUGUUGACUCCCCUUCCUCUUCUUCUUCUUCUUCUUCUUCCUCAUCCUCCCAAGCUAAAGCAAAGGGGAAAGAAGAGGAAAAGAAAUGGCACGGGCUAGGUGCAAAUGGUAUCCUAACCGAACUCUGCGACCCCACGGGCCACUGCAACCAAGACGGGCAAACCUUCAAGGGCAUAUUUUUUCACCAUCUAACUUCGUUUUGCGAUCCUUUGCCCCGGAAGCCAGUUCGUCGAGGUAAGACGUACGGGGCGAGUAAGGCGGUGACGGCGUUGCAUCGGAAUAGUUGUAAAGGGUAUACGGGGUGGGUGGUGCAUAAUGCACAGGCUGCGCUGGCUACGAGAGAUAAGGAGGGUAGGUUUGGGGGUUGGUGGGGAGCGAAAAAGGGUGAGGGGUGGGAGAUAGAGGUAGAGGUUGGGGUUAAUGCGACGGAUUACCGGAAUGGGGAGGUGAGAGAAGGGGAUGAUAGCGAUGUGUAUGGAGAGAGAGAGAAGGUGGAGUUUACGGAGAGGCGGGUGAGUGGGGAUUUGAAUGAUCGGGGGAGGGGUCGCACGAUUGAGACGCAGGGGAGUGGGUUGGCGGUUGUUCGUGCUAUGUGGAUUUUUCUCUGGCGAGAUGAGGUGGGGGUGGUUGAGUAG
Molecule: messenger RNA, 1878 nt
Organism: Bipolaris oryzae ATCC 44560
Lineage: Eukaryota; Fungi; Ascomycota; Dothideomycetes; Pleosporales; Pleosporaceae
Product: glycoside hydrolase family 76 protein
Exons: 2
Coding region: 1-1878 (625 amino acids)
Biological process (GO): carbohydrate metabolic process
Source: RefSeq, a predicted model, not a curated record